Messenger RNA from Caenorhabditis sp. 36 PRJEB53466, 1613 nucleotides. The record is from the annotation of a GenBank genome assembly. NCBI's taxonomy places the organism in Eukaryota, Metazoa, Nematoda, Chromadorea, Rhabditida, Rhabditidae.
AUGGGAUUGUUGUGAGUGUCACCUCCAGCUUCGAGUUCAUUAUCCUUGUUUUUGAGCACGAAGAAAGGGACCACCAGGAAGCCGUCGCCAUCAAAAAAUGUGAAAAGAGUGGAGAAAAAGAGCUCGAGCAACAACACGACCGAGGAGGAGAAACCGCGGAAGCCCGUGAACCCUCGGGCAAGGGAGGCUGAUGAGCAGCAGCAGUCGACGGCGGCGUCGACAAAGGUAGUGAAGCCGAAAGCGAAGGUGCAGAAGAAAAAGGUGGAGAAGAAGACGGCGACGGCCGAUGCGGCGAAAGCGACAACUCCGAAAGCGUCCACUCCUGCUCAGUCGCCGGAUCCUCUGCAGACUCCGCCGGAUGUAAAGGCCAAGAAGGACGUGGAAGACACGCCGACACUUCCUGCUCUUCUGCCUAGCAAGGAGCUGCCGCCGCCGAGCAAAGAGUCGAUGAGCAAGGAGGCGAUGUCAUCGAAAGGAGCGGAGACACCGACAUCCAUCAAAUCUGCCGCCACUCAGGGAUCAUCAUUGACAUCGACUACUGAUCGAUGGACGGGAGGACCCACUGCGAAGGGAUGGAUGGAGAAAUCGGGUAAGAAGGUCGCUUGACUGGUUGUAGAUUAAUUGCUUUUUUUAGACUUCCUUGAGACAAAAAUGGAAUAUGAGAAGCUGCAACAAAUGCAAGUGAACGUGGACAAGGACUGUGGAAAGUGGAAGGCAAACGCGAAGUUCAAUCAGUCCGAAGAUUACCCCGCGCUCGACUCGACGCUAGUCAAAUGUCCGGAAAUGAAGGAAUACGUCAACAUCUCCAACCUCAACGUCCCUCUCCGUCGUCCAGUUCUCAUCGGUCAAAUCCCAGUGCCGGGUACCGAAGAGACAUUCUGGAAGGCCAUUUUCGAGUUGCGAGCCACCAGCAUCCACCUGCUCGUCGGAGAUGAGUCUGUUGAGUUCUUCCCCAAACGGGCGCUCGACUUCAUCCACUACGGUUCCAUGUUCGUCAACAAUCGACGGGUCGAGCAGAUUUCGGGCGACGACGUCUACAAGUUUGCGAUCGAAGUGCUGCCGGCCGGACUGUCCAACUCGAUCAUCUGCAACGUGACUAUGAUUAAGAACUGGCAGCUGGACAGUGUGCAUCCGAAGUACUCGUGCGUUGUCAAGGAGACUAUUGAGCUCUCGAAUGUGCUCAGCACUUCGGUCAGAUUCUUUUUCCUCUAUAGUGCUUACAACCUUCAUUUCAGCCACCCGAUGAAAACGCCCUCAUCAUGUCCCAGCACGGGUCUGGUCGUGCCGGAUUCUUCGUCUCGUUGGCAGUAGCCGUCUACCAGAUGGACAAGAAGAUCGAGCCGAACUUUGCCGAAAUCGUCAGAAACAUCCGUACACAGCGUCCGAAGGCUGUCGAAUCACUGCGUCAGUACGCCUCGUUGUAUAUCUCCAUGUUCUACUACAUCAAGAGGAAGUCGUCGAAGCUGGACGGCGACAAGAAGGCCGCCUCGGACCCCAACGACCCGCUCAUCAAGAAGGCCGUGCAGCUGACAAAUGCGUUCACGGAGGGACUGAUGGCUGAGGUUGCGGCCAAUCAGGGACUGUCCACGAUGACGAUGCUCAUGAAACAGUGA